AUGGCAACUGUUACCCACCUGCAGAUCGGCGCGAUAGCGCUCGUAGCAGCCCUUGGUCUACUAGCCAUCCGGAUACUUUCAAGGCCAACAACCCACCAUCGCCUGCCCCCGGGGCCCAAGCCCCUGCCCAUCUUGGGCAACGUGUUCGACCUCCCACCGAAAGGAGUACCUGAGUACCAGCACUGGUUCAAGCACAAAGAUACAUAUGGCUCUAUUAGCUCUGUCACGGUGAUGGGUCGUACCCUCGUCAUCUUCCACGACAAGGAGGCCGCAAACGUGGUCAUGGGCAAGAAGGCACAGAAGACGUCGGCAAGGCCGCAGCUCAAUUUCGCCCGGCUUGGCGGGUUUGAGAACUUCUUGAUCACUCAUCAGUACAACGACAAAUACCGGAAGCAUCGGAAGAUGGUGCAUCAAGAGAUCGGCACUAAAGGGCUUGCAGCUGAAUUCCAGGUCAUUCAGGAGCAGGAGGCAUUGCGUUUCGUUCUUCAGACGUUCCACAACCCAAAUAGCAUGAUGAUGUAUUUGAAAACUCUAGCAGCGGCCAUCAUUCUGAAGAUCACAUACGGCUAUUCGAUAGACAGGAACAAGCCUGAUCCUCUCGUGACCUUGAUCGAGCACGCAAUGGACAACCUGUCACUGGCAUUUGUGCCACUCUCUUGGGCGAUCGAUACAAUCCCAGCCAUAGAACGACUUCCGAGCUGGCUCCCCCUGGGCUAUAGGAAAACAGCUCGGCAGUGGAAAGCGAUCAACGAGGCCGCGGCAGAGCUACCUUUCGACUUUGUCAAGCGACAAUUGGCACAUGGGGAUCGUCGACCAUCUUACGUUUCCAAUCUGUUGGAAGAAAAUAUGGUCAAGGGUGACAUCGGGGUUCAUCUGGCACCCGACGAUGAAGAAGCUAUCAAGUGGAGCGCUGUCAGCUUAUACGCUGCUGGCUCGGAUAGUACGGUCGCCAUCAUGGAAAGCGUCAUUCUCGGCCUGCUGCUAUUCCCCGAGGUGGUGGCAAGGGCGCAAGAGGAGAUUGACCAGGUUGUCGGCUCCGAUCGGCUUCCCAAUUUCGAUGAUAGACAGAACCUCCCUUACGUGGACGGCAUCGUGAAAGAGGCUUGGCGGUGGAAUCCGGUGGGGCCGAUGGGCUUGACACACAAAUCGGAGGAGGACAUAUUCUACAAGGAGUACCUGAUUCCCAAGGGUUCCUACUUGCUUCCUUCGCUCUGGUGGUUCUUGCACGAUCCUAAAGACUACUCGGAGCCAAUGAAGUUCAAGCCUGAGAGAUAUAUGGCCCCGCUCAACGAGCCGGACCCCAGCGAGGUCGCAUUUGGGUACGGACGGCGGUCCUGUUCCGGCCGCUACUUCGCAGACGGCAGCGUCUAUAUCACCAUCGCCCAGAUGCUCGCCGUCUUCCAGAUCCGCAGGGCCAGAGACGCGAAUGGAAACGAGAUCCCGGUCAAGCUCGAGGCUGUCGCGGGCAUGGUCAAUCGCCCCGUGCCAUACGCGUUCCAGAUCGCGCCGCGGAGUCCGCACCACGCCGACCUCCUCCGCCGCAUCGAGUCGGAACAGGAGGCAGUCACCGGCGAUGCGCAUCUCCUAGGUAAGGAGGCUGAAAGCAUACUGUCGUCACACACACAGGUGUGA
This is a messenger RNA of Diaporthe batatas, 1632 nucleotides long. RefSeq lists its product as uncharacterized. The transcript is spliced from 2 exons. Bases 1 to 1632 code for a protein of 543 amino acids. Gene Ontology annotation, molecular function: monooxygenase activity; heme binding; oxidoreductase activity, acting on paired donors, with incorporation or reduction of molecular oxygen. NCBI's taxonomy places the organism in Eukaryota, Fungi, Ascomycota, Sordariomycetes, Diaporthales, Diaporthaceae. The record is from RefSeq and is a predicted model, not a curated record.